Molecule: messenger RNA, 2544 nt
Organism: Bombus pyrosoma
Lineage: Eukaryota; Metazoa; Arthropoda; Insecta; Hymenoptera; Apidae
Product: BRCA1-associated protein
Exons: 6
Coding region: 473-2053 (526 amino acids)
Biological process (GO): protein ubiquitination; Ras protein signal transduction
Cellular component (GO): cytoplasm
Molecular function (GO): ubiquitin protein ligase activity; nucleic acid binding; zinc ion binding
Source: RefSeq, a predicted model, not a curated record
GCGCGAUACUGACUACUUUUUAAAGGUGGGAGUUACCCAUUUGAAAGAAUAUAUUGUAUUUGAUUGGUGAAUGAUAAGCGAAAAGAGAAAAGAACUACACAACAAAUUGUGACUUUCCAUGAUUCAUCGUAUUCAUAAGUUUGCACAAUCAGAAUGUAAUCCGUUUACAAUAAUUUCUGUGACAAUUAAAUAUAAGAGCAAUGAGUGAAAGAUAAAUUUAACCUAUUAAUCGACGAAAACGGUGUAACACCUUGUAAGGUCAUUGUUAGUUAAUUAUGGGGGUUGCUUAAGGGAUUAACAAAGUACUUAAGAAUAGUGAUCACAAUGAUAAAUUUGUUUGUAAUAAUGCGCGAUAAGUAUUAUUUUAUGGGAUGAAUUCUUCUCCUAUUUUGGUAUCUCUCUGCGUUAUUCGCGUCGAGAUUAUUGACGAGGAUUCUGAAGAAUCGAAUGUGGAUUUCGUAAUCCAGGCGCAAUGGCUACUAAGAUGAGGGGUCGCAGAGAACCAUCCAAAAUAAACAUGGAAAAUUGUACAAAUCUUACAGAGAAUCAAGACUCUGCACUUCCUUCUCAAGGAACUAGUAAAUCUAGCUCUACCUCUAGAGCUAAUUCAGAGGAAAAUACAUAUGGUGAUUCAGAGAUAGCUGGUGCAAGUGCCUGUGCCUGUGAUCAAAUCAAUUUUAUCUCUGGGAACCCAUUUGUCGAAGUAACCAAAGGAAUUAUACACUUGUAUAAGGAAAACAAAUUAACGGAUAUACACCAUGCAGCAGAACGUACCCAAACUAUCUGCAUUCUCUCAGUUCCAGCUACAAUGACCUGUCAUGAUCUUCUAAGGUUUACAGCACCUUGCCAUCAAGAUGUUCGGCAUUUUAGGAUACUUAGAGAUGGUAGUCCCAAUCAAUAUAUGGCAUUGAUUACCUUCAAAUCUGCUAAUGCAGCAACAGAAUUUUAUGGUUCCUUUAAUGGCACUCCAUAUAAUUCUUUUGAACCAGAUGUUAUUUGUCACAUGGUAUUUGUGUACAGUGUAGAAGUGACAUAUAACGCUAUGCCUUUAUCUGGACACACAGAAUUACCACUUUGUCCAGUUUGUUUAGAGAGAAUGGACGAAAGUGUUGACGGGAUUUUAACAAUAUUAUGCAACCAUACAUUUCAUGCAAGUUGUUUAGCUAAAUGGGGAGAUACCUCCUGUCCAGUUUGUAGAUACGCUCAAACACCAGAAUCAUUUGCAGACAGUUACUGCAUGGAAUGUAAUACUGGAGAAAGCAAUGAUGCUUUAUGGAUUUGUCUAAUAUGUGGACAUAUAGGAUGUUCGCGAUAUCACCAGGGACAUGCUUUUCAGCACUAUCGUGAGACACAUCACUGUUAUGCUAUGCAAUUAGGAAAUAACAGAGUCUGGGAUUAUGUCGGAGAUAACUUUGUUCAUCGAUUACUGCAAAAUAAAGAUGGAAAAAUGGUUGAAGGUGGACCUACAGCAACUAAAGCUGAAGGAGCAGCAAUGGAAGAAAAAGUAGAUUCCGUACAGUUAGAAUUCACGUAUCUUUUAACAUCGCAGUUGGAAACUCAACGACAGUAUUUCGAGGAUAGGUUAGCACGAUUAGAACAGCAUUCUGUAUUACAAACUACAGAACUUAGAGAAAAAGUGGGUCAAGUAUCAGAAGAAAAUGCCAAAACUAAGGAACAAUUAGCAACAUUGACUCGGGAGAAGCAAAAUGUGGAUAAACGACUACAGCAAGUUAGUAAUAAAUUGGUACAAGUACAAGCAGAAUUAACUGAAGAAAAGGAACUAAGGAAAGCAUUGGAAUUAAAUCAAGCUUCUUGGCAAGAUAAAUAUAAAAUGCUGCAAAAUGAAAUGACCGAGUAUCAAAAGACAAAGCAGACGGAAAUAACGAAUUUAAAAGAGCAAGUACAGGAUUUAAUGUUUUAUCUUGACGCCCAAAACAAAGUCGAAAAUUCAGAAUUACGAGAAGAAAUAGCAUCAGGUCGUAUAGUAAUUCCAGAAACCUCUAAUUCUGCUAAGAAGAACAUUCGACCUUCUAAAUCUCGUAAAAAACGUUGAUGUUAUUCGCUGAUAUUUUCUGUAAAAAGAUUGAGUUUCAAAUUAGAUUUAAAAAUUAAAAUCUGAUUUCAUACCUUUUUAUGUCAAAAUAAACAACUGAAUUUUUUUACUGAUUUUAAGCAACAGCAACCUGGAAGUAUAGUAAUAUAAAAAUUAUGAUCAAUGCUAUAAACUACUGAUGUUUGCAAUUUCUGAAUGCAUUUUAAUAUUUAAUUCUUCCGAAUUAAAAUUAAUAUAUAAAAUUUUUAAUAUAAAUUGAUGCUAUAUAUGUAUAAACGAAAUCUGUUUUAUGGAGUCUCAAAUGUAAUCUAUCCCAAAAAUAAAAGAUGUUUCAUAUUUAUUUUUGCCAACAUAAUGUUUGAUAUUAAGUAUAGAACUAUUUGCUUUAAUUUGCUAAUUUGUAAUUAUACUUGUACUAAUAUUCAAUAGACUAUAGUAUUUUAAGUAAAAGUAGCAAAUAUUUUAAUUCUUCUAAAAUUUCUUAUUUUCUC